Molecule: messenger RNA, 5215 nt
Organism: Achroia grisella
Lineage: Eukaryota; Metazoa; Arthropoda; Insecta; Lepidoptera; Pyralidae
Product: collagen alpha-1(IV) chain-like
Exons: 15
Coding region: 1-5184 (1727 amino acids)
Cellular component (GO): collagen trimer
Molecular function (GO): extracellular matrix structural constituent
Source: RefSeq, a predicted model, not a curated record
AUGUCACAAGUAGACGAUAAGGUGGUGUGCAAUGAAACAGUAUGCGACUGCGGAGGCAUAAAAGGUAACCCUGGAGACCCUGGGCCACCAGGCUUUCCUGGUUUACCUGGGGAAUAUGGCGAUGAUGGCCAAGAAGGCCGUAUGGGCAGAGCAGGUGAAAUCGGCAGUGAGGGUGAUAUUGGAGAUUAUGGCGAUAAAGGAGAGAGGGGCCCACAAGGAUUACAAGGUAUUUCGGGAACCAUGGGUUUAGAUGGCUGCAGUGGUAUUGAUGGUGUGAUGGGUCCACCGGGACCAGUCGGUAGGCCUGGUAAAAGAGGACUACCUGGUUCAUACGGAGAUAAAGGGUUUAAAGGAUUCCCAGGUGAUGGAGGAUCCAAUUCCAAUGGAGUGGCUGGUCAACCAGGAACACCCGGUCGCUAUGGAGAAUCUGGACGUAGAGGACAGAUUGGCUAUAGAGGAUACAGUGGAGAACGAGGUGAAGAUGGUGAUAUGGGUAUAAUAGGGUAUCGAGGCGAAGCGGGGUAUGAAGGAGACAUUGGCGAUGAUAAUAUUGGAUCGCCGGGACAAAAAGGAGAGCGUGGACUACCAGGCGAACCGGGUAGAAAAACCGAAAUUAUUUUACCAGUUAUUAAUAAUUCGACUUUAUUUACAAAAGGAGGGAAGGGGGCAAUGGGUUACAAGGGUGACGGAGGUGAUAAAGGUGAUAAGGGAAGACAGGGCUCAUUUGGUCAACCGGGUGCACCUGGUUAUGAUGGAAUAGACGGCAUUAAAGGAGAUCAAGGCGAGCAAGGACCUAGAGGAAAACCUGGCCACAGAGGUCAAUAUGGUCCCCCAGGACCAAAAGGAGCUAAAGGAGCCCCAGGUUAUGCUGGUCUGGACGGUGAUGAUGGUAUUCCAGGGAGACCUGGUCCGGAUGGAUAUUCAGGCAAUCCAGGACCUCAAGGAUUUCCAGGAGCUCCGGGAAAAUAUGAUCCAACAAUAUAUGUUGAGCCAAUAAUAGGAGCUGUAGGACCACAGGGACCUCAAGGACCAAUAGGGGAAAAAGGAACACCCGGUUAUGAUGGAACUGUUGGACCUCCAGGCAUUGUAGGGGCACCUGGAUCACCUGGAAUAACAGGCAUGCCAGGAAAAAUAGGAAAACCUGGUAUUUCACCAAAAGGUGAACCAGGGAAUGAUGGGUACAAAGGAGAACCUGGACUACGUGGUCCUACAGGUUACCCUGGACCUCGGGGUAAGAUAGGUGCAAGAGGUUUGCCAGGUUAUAACGUACAUGGUCCAAAGGGAGAUGAAGGUGAACGCGGUAACAACGGUUUUCGUGGAAUACAUGGUGAACGUGGUAGUCAAGGAUUGAUGGGUUUACCUGGAAUUCCAGGAAUAGGAGUGAAUAUUACAGGUCCACAGGGAGAUCCUGGUAGACCAGGAUCACCUGGAAUUAUCGGUUAUCCCGGAGAACCUGGUAUCCCUGGCUUCGAUGGAGUUAAGGGAUCCCGCGGCGAUGACUGCCCAUACUGUCCAUCAGGAUUACCUGGGGCGAAAGGUGUUAAAGGUGAAGAUGGAGUUAUAGGGCAAAAGGGAUACCCUGGUUAUAUUGGUUUACCGGGACCCCGGGGAUAUAAAGGCCUCGCUGGAACAGCCGGAACACCAGGAUAUAAAGGAGUAAAGGGAAUAAAAGGAUUACAAGGUGAAACAGGACCAGAAGGAGCAAAAGGAAGGGAUGGGAAGCUUAAAAUGCCACCGCUUUCACAGAUAUAUAAAGAUAAGGGAGCGCCGGGAGAUAUGGGUUUUGCGGGUGACCAGGGUCUACCCGGUAACGGAGGUUUACCGGGUGAUCGAGGUGAAGCUGGACUAAAGGGCUACAAAGGCUUGAUGGGUUAUGAUGGCCUGCCUGGUCGACAAGGAUAUGAUGGACUAAAAGGCCGAGAUGGAAUCCCUGGUAGACCUGGUGCAGAUGCUCAUAUACCAUAUGCAUUCCUUACUGGUCAAAAAGGAGUGCCUGGACGAAAAGGCGAGGCCGGCGAUACCGGCGAUCCGGGUAUACAAGGAGAACUGGGUGAUUCUUCUGCGAAUUUAUUAUACGAUAAAGGCGAUAUGGGUUACCCAGGACCACCAGGACAGCAAGGAUUCCCCGGUAGAAAAGGUGGAAAAGGACUUAGAGGUUUAGAUGGGCAACCUGGAGCCAAAGGAAAAAUGGGGAACACUGGCAUAUCUAUACCGGGCGAAAAAGGGUAUAAAGGAAUGUAUGGAGUAAAGGGUGAAAUAGGACCCUAUGGAAAUCCUGGUCGGCCAGGCCAGAGGGGUCCUUCUGGGGACAAUGGUCCAAAAGGGAGAAAAGGAUUACGUGGAGAUGCUGGUCACGCUUACCUAGCAGGUGAAAUGGGUAUUGAUGGAAGUCCUGGUAAUCACGGAGAUCAAGGUGAACCAGGAUACCCAGGAAUGUCUGGACGUGAGGGUAGUAUUGGUGCAAAAGGUGAAGUAGGUCCACCCGGUGAUGACGGUCAAGAAGGACCCGAAGGUCCACCGGGACGCAAAGGAUUUCCUGGUAAUGUACAACAAGGUCCUCCUGGGCUUCCAGGACUCAAAGGAGCUCCAGGAAAUAACGGACCAUUUGGAGAUCCGGGUCCAGAUGGAUCUCAUGGCUACAAAGGCGAUGAGGGACCUAAAGGGUUGAAAGGUGAAUCUGGUCGCAACGGACUUCGAGGUCGAACGGGAGACCAAGGAAUGGAUGGUUGGAAAGGGUUUCCAGGUAAUUUUGGUACACCGGGGAUCAGUGGAGAUUCAGGUGAUAUUGGUGAUUCAGGCCGUCGUGGUGAUGAUGGAGAUCCAGGUUUUACUGGUGUGAUAGGACGUCGUGGAGUCAAAGGACAGCGUGGAGAUAUUGGAGUUACAGGCGAACCUGGUUUACAUGGUCACCCUGGUAAUAAUGGAUCUAUGGGUGAAAGGGGUUUACCAGGCCAAAAAGGUCCUCGAGGUGAAGAUUCUCUUCAAGGAUUAAAAGGCGAAAAGGGAGACGACGGAAAAAUAGGUUUACAAGGUAUUCCAGGACGUCAUGGUAUACCUGGAUCAAAAGGAGCUAUGGGAAAUCCUGGAGUACGGAGAAGAGGCGUUCCAGGGGAUAAAGGUGAAAAAGGAAAUCCCGGUUAUAUAGGAAGCAAAGGUCUUAAGGGAAUAAAAGGAAAAAGAGGAGAUGCUGGUUACUUUGGAGAGAAGGGUGACAAUGGUGAAAUAGGAUAUAUAGGUUCUAUAGGAUUAAUAGGAAAAACAGGAUUACCUGGGUUUAGAGGUGAAAAAGGUAAAGAAGGAUUACCUGGAUCUGUUGGUAUAAAAGGUGAAGUGGGUAUGUAUGGUGAACCAGGAUACAUGGGUAUGCCUGGUCUCCCAGGAGAUGUAGGCCCUGAUGGUUUGAGGGGCGAAAAGAGGGGAUACACCUGGAUUUCAAGGAGAUACUGGGAACCAGGAUUUUCUGAAAUAAAAGGUCUAAAGGGAGAGCGUGGGGACAUUGGUAAAAAAGGAUUGGAUGGUGAUAUGGGGCUACAAGGAAUAAAGGGACCAAAAGGCGACCAGGGACUUCCAGGAAUUUCUGGCUUAAAUCAAUUAAUAUGUGAUAUUUGUAAACCUGGUGAACCAGGAGUUGACGGUCUACCCGGAUGGGCAGGGCCUAUGGGGCAAAAGGGUGCUCCUGGUGAAUUUGGUAUUGAUGGACCUAAGGGUAAACGAGGACACCCAGGAUUAUCGUUUGAGGGACAGAAGGGAAUUAAAGGUGUAAGAGGAAAUCCUGGCAAAAAAGGUUUACCUGGACGUGUCGGCAUGCCGGGUCUCCAAGGUACCCCAGGAUUAAAAGGCAGUAGAGGUGAUACAGGUGAACAAGGAUUAGCUAUAAGUCGUAAAGGCGAACAAGGUCAAUUCGGAGAAAAAGGUGCCCAAGGUUUUAUCGGUGAUAAUGGAGAAACGGGUGAUUUUGGUGUUAAUGGUUAUAGAGGACCAACUGGAUUAACUGGUCUAAAAGGAUUCCCAGGCGAUGAAGGCAUAGAAGGAAUUUCUGGAAUGUCUGGCAUCAAGGGUAGAAAGGGAGAUCUAGGUGAGAUCCUAAUUCCACCACCAGGCCCUCGGGGGGAUCCGGGGGAUAUUGGAUCUAUAGGUUUUCAAGGCACUUCUGGAAUCCCAGGCAAUCCUGGACGAAACGGCAUUAACGGCAGCAAAGGAGAACGAGGUAAUCCCGGUUUACCUGGUCCUAUCGGAUCUACUGGUUUGGAAGGGUAUGAAGGCAGAAAAGGUGUGGUAGGUUUAAAAGGCUUUCAAGGGCAACGUGGUGAUAGCGGGCCACCUGGUAGUCCUGCCCUACGACCUCAUCCUAAAUCCAGAGGUUUCUUUUUUACAGUUCAUUCUCAGACGGAAAUGAUUCCCCAAUGCCCAGAUGGCACUUCUGCUCUGUGGGAUGGUUUCUCGCUUAUACAUAUUGUCGCCAAUGCCAAAGCACAUGGACAAGAUUUAGGCGCUCCCGGAAGCUGUCUGCGAAAAUUUUCAACAAUGCCUUAUAUGUUUUGUAAUAGAGUUCAAUUUAUGGAUAAAUGUGAAUUUGCUCAAAGAGAAGAUUACAGUUUUUGGUUAUCAACUAAUGAACCUAUGCCAAUGUCUAUGACUCCUAUACAAGCUAGAGACGUCGGGAUGUACAUAUCUCGUUGUCAAGUUUGUGAAACGCCAACACGAGCUAUUGCCAUACACAGUCAAAGUACGGAGAUACCAAACUGUCCUAAUGGUUGGGACCAAUUAUGGAUGGGAUACAGUUUCCUUAUGCAUAUGGCCGGUUCAGAUGCAGCUGGACAAAACUUGGCGUCGCCCGGAUCUUGUUUAAGGGAUUUCCGUACGAGGCCCUUCAUUGAAUGCAAUGGACUAGGGCGAUGCAACUACUUUUCUACUGCCAUUUCAUUUUGGCUCUCAACUAUCGAUGACAAUAGAAUGUUUACAAAGCCCGAACAACAAACAUUAAAAACCAAUCAGGUUUCUAAAAUCAGUAGAUGCGCAGUUUGCAUGAGAAAGACACAUACAUCAUUGAAUCCGACGUACGUACGGCCAGCCUCGGUGGGAUCGAUACCAAACGCUAUAUAUAAACGACCGAGAUACCCAACGCGAGGACGCUUCCGAACCUACACAGGUCGAAAAAGAUAUAUUCAAAAGAGGAAACCGUGAACAAGAUUUCAAAAUAUAUAAGUACGUACUU